Molecule: messenger RNA, 1766 nt
Organism: Photinus pyralis (common eastern firefly)
Lineage: Eukaryota; Metazoa; Arthropoda; Insecta; Coleoptera; Lampyridae
Product: tyrosine-protein phosphatase Lar-like
Exons: 4
Coding region: 508-1722 (404 amino acids)
Molecular function (GO): protein binding
Source: RefSeq, a predicted model, not a curated record
GUUUUAAAUCACAGUAAAAGACGCGCGAAGUCGGUGUUGGAUUCACACAUGGUUGCUAAUAUGUUUUUAUUGUUUGUAGUAAUGAAUAUUUAAAAAGUUACCCUUUUAACCUUGGCUCUAGUGAUAAUAGUUUUUCGUCUUUUUCAGUGGUUAUCACUGACCUAUAAAGCAAAAUCUAAAGCAACUGGUAAACAUAAUUCUGACAACAGUUUGUGGUUCCUUAAAACUUUGUGUGCGAUGCUAUAUUGUGACGCUAAUGGGGAAGGCAGCAAUUUUUGGUUUCUGUACACUACUAGCACUGUAUUGUACGAAUGCAGCAGGCCAUGAUACAUAUGAAUUAAGAGAUUUUUGCGUAAGAUUAACUAAAAACAAUACAGCUUUGAUAAGAUGGUUUGAUCCAAUGCCUUUGCGAAAGGAAAAGCAGUCUAGGGUUAUACCUUAUAUUAUUCAAAAAAUCUGGAUGAUCCUUUGGGGAUUUGGACGACAGUAUCUUUAGGUGUGUAUCCAAUGACUACCAUUCGUGACAUCUCCCUUGGCGAGGUUUACUUCUUUAAAGUUCGUGUUAACUUUUGGCAAUCGGACGCCCCCGGACUCUUAAGUGACGUUCAUCAUUUUAAAAUGUUAAAUAGAACAAAACCUUGUUAUGGAGAUGCAGAGCGCGCGUUAAAUGUACUACGAGCUGUUGCCACUUCAAAGUCAUCAGUAGAAGUGUGGUGGAAGUUACAAUACGAUCCAUACAAGGUUAACAGCAUUAUAAUUUUUUAUGGAACCAGUGAUUUGGGACCAUGGUAUAACAAAUCUGCGGGUUUGCAGAACUCGGUUGAACUUAUUGAUUUAGCUGAAAAUACAACGUAUUUCAUAGCUGUUGCAGCCAAGAGUGACUCCGGAAUACGUUAUUUUGUUCAAGAAUGUUCAGUAACAGUCGUUUUGGAAGAAGUUCCAAUGGAUCCAAAAGUAACGGACAUAACCGCAGAUUCUAUGGUUCUGGAAUGGUCUCCGCCACUACGCUUAUUCCCGAAAUAUUACAAAAUAUCGUACGACGCACUCAAGGAUUAUAUCGAUUCUGACGGAAUUAGACAGCAUUACGCCUUAGAUAAAACUGAGAUAGUAAUUGAUCACCACUUGACGUCAUACGAAUUAGUGGAUUUGAUGCCUUACACGAACUACUUUGUAAAUAUCAGCGCGGUGCCGGUAGAUUUAUCUUAUCGCCCUGCUGUUCGAGUAAAUGCAAGAACGGAAAUUGGUGCACCUGGAUCAAUGCAGAAACCGACCAUAUACGGCAUUAUACAUGGAGACAAUAUCCAAGUCUUGCUUCCGAAAGCUUCAGAAGAGAACGGUCCCAUAAACUAUUACUAUUUAGUUGUUAUUCCCGUCUCAGAUGAUGCAGAAAGCGACGUACCAUCGUCUAUGUAUAAAACAGAAGACCUAUUAGAUAAUCAGUGGUUUGAUGAUGAAGAUAUAGACGCACCGUAUAUAGCAGCAAAGUUUUCGUUUAAGAUCCCUUAUGCUUUUAUAUUGGGAGUGGGAGUUCAUGGUGGAUUUAAAAACCACAAAUUAGACAUGCAUAAAAGGUACAGGCUUUUUGUGAGAGCCGUAGUUGUAUCGUCACAAGGAAUGUUGGUUAGAGAUAGCCCAUAUUCGGAUUAUUUUUCUGUUGAAGAGAAAAGAAACUAUUUGUCUCACAACACGCACCUCGUAACCGGUAUACCUAGUACAUUUUAGUUUAUUGGCAAAGUACAAGAUACAAAUAAAUACUUUUAUAGAUA